CUUGUUAAUUAGGUCUUUUUUGGUUUUAUCAGUGUCUAUCUGUGUCUCUCUCACUGUCUUUUUUUGCAGAAAUCAAACAAAGGCACAAAUGAAACUCUUCAACUGAGAAUAAGGCUCUGAGAAACAUUGUUACCACACACAAAUUCACUUACUGCUUAACACACACAUACACACACGCACACACACACACAUAAUGGCACUUGACAACACCGGCUUCACCUCGUGCGCCGAAUCCCUGUCCCUCCCAGUUCCAGAGAAAGGGGAGGAGCCUGUGGAGGAGGCCCCAAAGGAUGCUCCACCCACCAAUGUACAGAACGCGUUUGAGGAGCUGGGGCAUGUCGUAACCACGGAGACAGCCCCGCCCACACAGCCACAGGCCAAUAACAGCCUGUCCUUCCAGGAUAAGAUGGCAGCGAGGGAGGCACAAGCCAAUCAGCCAUUCAGGAAGAAAAUUCAAGGGGCAGGGCAAGAGAGGGGCAAGUUCGGAUGGGGGCGCAGCAAGCGUAAGAGACAGCGCUAUGUGGAGAAAAACGGCCGUUGUAAUGUGCAACAUGGUAACAUGCGCAAGACGUACCGUUACCUGACGGAUAUCUUCACCACUCUGGUGGAUCUGAACUGGCGCUGCUCUCUGCUGGUCUUUGUCAUGGCGUAUGCAGUCACCUGGCUCUUCUUUGGAGCAAUAUGGUACCUCAUUGCAUAUUGCAGGGGUGAUCUGGAUCAUUUGGAGGAUGAGGCGUGGACUCCAUGUGUAAAUAAUGUUAAUGGAUUCAUCUCCGCAUUCCUUUUCUCCAUUGAAACUGAGACAACCAUUGGCUACGGUCACCGUGUCAUCACUGACCAGUGUCCAGUGGGCACCAUGUUGCUCCUGCUUCAGGCCAUACUGGGAUCUAUGGUCAAUGCAUUCAUGGUUGGUUGUAUGUUUGUGAAGAUCUCCCAGCCGAAUAAGCGUGCUGAGACCUUGGUGUUUUCUCGUAAUGCUGUCAUCUCAUUGCGGGAUGACAAGCUCUGUUUGAUGUUCCGCGUCGGGGACUUGAGAUCCUCCCACAUUGUGGGCGCCAACAUGAGAGCCAAACUUAUCAAAUCCAAACAGACACAGGAGGGUGAGUUUAUUCCGCUGGAUCAGACGGAUAUCAGUGUUGGUUUUGAGACGGGGGACGAUCGUCUCUUCCUAGUGUCUCCGUUGGUGAUCUCUCACGAGAUCGAUGUCCGCUCUCCGUUCUGGGACAUGUCACAUUCUCAGCUGGAGAAAGAGGACUUUGAGAUUGUUGUCAUCUUGGAGGGGAUGGUGGAAGCUACAGGAAUGACCUGUCAGGCACGGAGCUCUUACCUGGCUGAAGAACUGUUGUGGGGUCACAGGUUUAGUCCCAUGAUGUCGCUGGCCGAGGGAUUCUUUGACGUGGAUUAUGGGUCUUUUCACCACACAUUUGAGGUGAACACGCCCUCCUGUUCUGCGAGAGACCUGGCAUUGGCUGCCGCCCGUUUGGAUGCUCAUCUCUAUUGGUCGAUCUCCAGUCGGCUUGAUGAAGAGAAAUGGGAGGGGCCUAAUAUGACUGAGCAAACGGGGAAGUCCACUGAUUCAGAAUCUGUCAGGGAGGGAGACGGGCCAACAUUUACUGUGGGCGGAGUUACAAAUACCCAGGACCAAUCGGUUGUAGGAGAGCAGAACGGCAGUGUGACCACUGACCAAUCAGAGUCUGAGGCUUAAAAGGAUGCAAGAAUGUAAAAAGGUACGGAAAAUGUUCGAAGGAGUCCACAGUUGAUGUAAAUUUAACUUUAGACUGGAUUGUUCAAUGAUCCAAGCCGCCUUCUUUGAGUUACAUUUUUAAAUGUAUAGUCGCUAAUGCCUAGCAUAGAAUACUUUCCCCAAGGGGGAAAUCCUAGUGUCUCCUUGCUGUGUUUUCAGUCAGAUUAAAUCCUAACUUGUGAUGUUUCACGACAACACUGCCUUUGAAUUCACACAGUAGCUCUAAUUCAAACUCUAGUGGGCUGCCUCUCUGUCUGCCGUCUACUUAAAGGGUUAGUUCACCCAAAAAUGAAAAU
Messenger RNA from Sinocyclocheilus grahami, 2040 nucleotides. RefSeq names its product G protein-activated inward rectifier potassium channel 3-like. Lineage: Eukaryota; Metazoa; Chordata; Actinopteri; Cypriniformes; Cyprinidae. Bases 194 to 1705 code for a protein of 503 amino acids. The transcript has 7 exons. Gene Ontology annotation, molecular function: inward rectifier potassium channel activity. Gene Ontology annotation, biological process: potassium ion import across plasma membrane; regulation of monoatomic ion transmembrane transport. The record is from RefSeq and is a predicted model, not a curated record. Gene Ontology annotation, cellular component: plasma membrane.